CGUCAUUAUUAAUUGAUAGCACAAUAAAAUACAAAUAUUGUUAAUUUUGCAAAAAAAAUGAAGUGGUUUGAAGGUAGUAUCAAUGAAGCAGUGGCAACCUCAAAAUCCAGGAAAGCAAUUUUUGUCGUUUUUAUCGAAGGUAAAGAUGAUACAUCUGCACAAGUUGCCGAAGCAAUCAAUGCUACAGAAGUUUCUUGUCGCUUGGAACAAGAACAUUUUGUAGCAAUACGAUUAGAAAGUGGAUCUGAGACCUACAGAUUUUUUGCUCAGAUUUAUCAAUUGGUGCCUGUGCCAUCUUUAUUCUUUAUUGGUGAAAAUGGCACACCUUUGGAAAUUAUUGCUGGUAGCACGACAGCAAGUGAUUUAGCUACUAAAAUUGAUUUAGUCUUAACAAAAGUAGGAAAGAAUAAAAAUGCAUCUAUCAAUUUGAUAGAUGCAGAACAAAAAGCUGCUGCAACCAGUAUUAAUUCUAAUGAAAAGAUUGAAGAAGAUAAAAAAGAUGAUAACGUAAUGGAAUCAAAUGUAGAAGUACCAUUAGCUCAAUCUACACCAGAAAAUGAGAGUAAUAAUAUAAUUAAAGAUGAUAUUAAGGAAGAACCAUCUACAAGUUUAAAAGAGCCAUCAAAUUCAGUUAAUGAAACAAAGGAAACAUCUACUAAAGAAUUAACAGCAGAAGAAAAAAGAGCAAGAGCACAACAGUUAAUAAUAUUGCAAAAUAAACAACGUGUGGAAGAGGAAGAAAGAAAAGAAAGAGAAAGGGAAAUAGAGCGUCGCAAAAUUGGCCGUGAUGUACAAAAAUUGCGACAAAAGCAACAAGAUUUAGAAAUGAAACAAGCUUAUGAGGAAAGAAUGAGGGAAAAAGCUGCUGAUGCAGCAGCUAGAGAAAAAGUUUUACAACAAAUUGCUCAAGAUAAAUUAGAAAGAAAACAAAAAGAACUAGCAAUGCAACAGCAACAUGUUCAACAACAAUCUGAGUCAUCAGAACCAUCUGAGCCAUCAAUAUCAACGGCAACUGUCAGUAGAAUACAAUUUCGGUUGCCAUCAGGCAAUCCUUACAUCGCACAAUUUGAACCAACAAAUACUUUACGCGAUUUGCGUACUUACGUUGUUCAGAAUAUUAAUUUACCAUUCCGUCAAUUUGCGAUGUCCACCUCUUUCCCUAGACGGGAAUUAAUGCCUGAGGAUGAUGAUAAAACCCUUUUAGAAUUGGAAUUAGUUCCUACAGCGGUUAUCUUAAUUCUGCCUUUGAAAAACUCGAACGUGACAACUACUGUGACAUCUACACAAGAUGUUGGUAUUGUACCACGACUCGUAUGGUCCACUUUUGCAAUUUUCACAGCUGUGUACUAUUACAUAAUAGGUUAUUUUAGCGGAGGUAUACGAAAAAAUACAUCAAAGCAAUCAAGCAAUGCUAUUGAAAAAAAGGAUAGUAAUAAUGCAGGGGGAUCAAUUUCACCAAACAUUCAGAAUUUUGCCAGUACAUCAGGUUUAGUUAGAAGGUAUUUGGGUAAUCAAGGAAGUACAACCAUAAAAACUGAAGGGAAUAUACAUAGACUUCAAUCAGGUGGGGAUGAUAACGAUGAAAAUAAUACAUGGAAUGGUAAUUCAACGCAACAAAUGUAGAUUAUAAAUCAAUAAAGUUUUAACAGGCUUUACUAUUUCACUAAUCUUAGAUAUGCAACAAAAAUCUUCGAUUGAAAAUCGAAUUAUUUUGUUAAACUUUUAUACCUUUCUGUUCUCUAUUGCAUUACAAUCGAGUGUCAUUAUUACUACCAUAAUUAUGAUGAUACAAUAUGCUCGAGUAACGAAUCAUUUUAUUUAAAGAAAAAGUUUAUUUGUGUUGUAUGUUCACUGAAUAUCUAAUUUUUUAUAAUCUAACAUCACCUUAUUAAAUGUCAAAUCGAUAACUUUAAUAAGUUGCAAAGAAUAUAAGGACCAAAAAUUACAAUAUAACAAAUAAACUCGAAUACACAUCCCUAUAUUCGUAUAGAGAAUCAAAGAUUUUGUUAGUAUAUAUGUUUUGAGAUUUCUUAUGAAAUAAAAAUUAUUUUGUCAUAUCACAUUAAUCAACGUUAUGAUAUAUUUUUGGGUAACAAGAAUUGUACUAAGAAUAGCAACGAUGUUACGUUUUAUUUUAUGAUAAAAUGCAAAAUGUAUCAAUUAGAAGGCUUUUAUUCUGUUAAGAUAUGAAUAAAAAAAAAAUAUAUAUAUAUAUAUAUAUAAAAACAUCUACACAAA
This is a messenger RNA of Apis cerana (Asiatic honeybee), 2238 nucleotides long. RefSeq names its product UBX domain-containing protein 4. Gene Ontology annotation, molecular function: protein binding. Gene Ontology annotation, cellular component: endoplasmic reticulum. Gene Ontology annotation, biological process: ERAD pathway. The record is from RefSeq and is a predicted model, not a curated record. Lineage: Eukaryota; Metazoa; Arthropoda; Insecta; Hymenoptera; Apidae.